Molecule: messenger RNA, 664 nt
Organism: Dinoponera quadriceps
Lineage: Eukaryota; Metazoa; Arthropoda; Insecta; Hymenoptera; Formicidae
Exons: 2
Coding region: 241-573 (110 amino acids)
Source: RefSeq, a predicted model, not a curated record
UGUCUUGAAGUGAUGCGAUUAAUUUCAAAAAGCAGAAUAAUAUACAAGAGUGCUGGGAAAAGGAUUAAAAAUAUUUGUCGGUUUAGGACGGUUACCGGCGCAAUUGCUCUGGAAAAUUUUAUACAUAGGAUACUUUACAAGAGAGAGUCGUUUUAUUGGCUACGUGUUAUCUUAUGACGAUGUGUCAUCAGUCAGUAGAAGGAUUCCGUGUUUCUUGCUGGAAAGUGCCCUUUACUUCAAAUGCACGGAUGGCUAGCUGCAUUCAGUAAACUUGAACUGGCAGAUAUAAUAUCAAAAUGGGCAAAAUCAGAUUUGUUUGAAAAUUUAAUAACACAUCCUCAAAGUGAUAGAUUAGAAAUAACAGUAAUUCGUAAGUCACGUGGCAUUAUUAUCCUUGAUGCAGGAGACUUAAAUGUUAUUUUGGUAAAUGGCAAUUCUGUCAUUGCAUUAUGUGACUCAGUAUGUAGUUUGGCAUCAUACCGUAUCAUGUUCACAGCAACCGAUAUUCCUCCAAGUGUUAUAAACAUGUUAUUGAUUGAAAAGAAAAGUUCUCAUGUUCUAGGUAUAAGAUGAAUGAAAUUCAAUUGUUCUCACAAAAGGGGAAAGAAAACUUGUGCGUGAAAUUCUACAUAUCUAAGAUAAUUGUGAUACCUGUUAAAUAAUU